Messenger RNA from Pistacia vera, 2026 nucleotides. RefSeq names its product pentatricopeptide repeat-containing protein At1g09190-like. The coding region runs from base 14 to 1468 and encodes 484 amino acids. The record is from RefSeq and is a predicted model, not a curated record. The transcript has a single exon. Gene Ontology annotation, molecular function: protein binding; RNA binding. Gene Ontology annotation, biological process: RNA modification. Lineage: Eukaryota; Viridiplantae; Streptophyta; Magnoliopsida; Sapindales; Anacardiaceae.
UUUAAAAGCAACAAUGAACAGAUCUUCCAUUGAAAUCGAGCGCAAGAUCCUGCGCCUUCUUCAUGGUCACAAAACCCGAACCCAACUCACUCAAAUCCACGCUCAUUUUCUCCGCCACGGCCUUCACCAUUCCAACCAAAUCCUAUCUCAUUUCGUUUCCGUAUGUGGUACCCUCAACAAGAUGAAUUACGCAGUUUCAAUCUUUAAACAAAGCCAAAAUCCCAACAUUAUCCUCUUCAAUUCCAUGAUCAAAGCCUAUUCACGUAACGGGCCUUUUGAAGAGUCUCUGAACUUGUUUUCUGCGAUGAAAAGUCGUGGCAUUUGGCCUGAUGAGUACACAUUUUCGCCAUUGCUUAAGGCGUGUGUAAGUGUUUCUGAUGUUAGAGAUGGCCAAUGUGUUCAUGGAGAGGUUAUUAGAAGUGGGUUUGAGUGUUUUGGAUCACUGAGGAUUGGGAUUGUUGAGUUGUAUACAAAGUUUGAUGAGAUGGGGCAUGCUAUGAAGGUGUUUGAUGAAAUGGGUCAAAGAGAUGUGAUCGUUUGGAAUUUGAUGAUUCGUGGGUUUUGUAAAAGAGGAGAUGUCGAGACGGGGUUGCAUCUUUUCAGGGAAAUGAGUGAGAGAAGUGUUGUUUCUUGGAAUUCAAUGAUUUCUUACUUAUCACAGAGUGGGAUGGAUAGUGAAGCUUUGAAAUUAUUUCAUGAAAUGCGUGAUCAAGGAUUUGAGUUAGAUGAGGCAACUAUUGUUAAUGUAUUGCCUGUUUGUGCUCGUUUGGGAGCUGUUGAUGUUGGGGAGUGGAUUCAUUCUUAUGCUAAAUCAAGUGGCCUUUAUCAGAAUAUUGUUUCAGUUGAAAAUGCGUUAGUUGAUUUUUAUUGUAAGUGUGGAAUUUUGGAGACUGCUAGAAAGAUUUUUAGUGAAAUGCCUAAAAAAAAUGUGAUUUCUUGGAAUGCCAUGAUUUCAGGCCUGGCUUUCAAUGGAAGGGGUGAGCUCGGCGUUGAAUUUUUUGAGCAGAUGAUGACGGAAGGUUUGACUCCUAAUCCCACUACUUUUUUGGGUGUUCUAACGUGUUGUGCUCAUGCUGGGAUGGUGGAAAAAGGGUGGGAGUUGUUUGCUUCAAUGACUGAAAGGCACCAUGUAGAGCCAAAUCUCGAGCAUUAUGGAUGCAUGGUUGAUGUCCUUGGACGUAGUGGAUGUGUUAGAGAAGCUUAUGACCUGAUUACAAGCAUGAGUAUUAGGCCAAAUGCUACUUUAUGGGGUGCCCUGCUAAGUGCUUGCCGAACUCAUGGUGAUGUAGAACUUGCAGAACAUGCUGUUAAAGAGCUUAUUAAUCUUGAGCCAUGGAAUUCUGGUAAUUAUGUUUUAUUAUCGAAUAUUUAUGCAGAAGAGGGGAAGUGGGAUGGUGUUGAGAAGGUAAGAGUGUUGAUGAGAGAAAAGAGUAUAAAAAAAUCACCAGGCGAGAGUGCUAUCAGAUAAUUACACAAUACUGGUUCAACUAUACAGUGUUCCCCCUAUAAUGAGAUUUUCAAUUUCCCUACUGGAUGGAAUGUAUAUCCUGUGGAUCUUUCAUUCAUGAAGAAUAGCGAUGAGUUGCUGCGAAAGCCAAGCAAGCUCUCUUCUCUUGGUAAUGUGUCUUCAUUUCUGUCCUUACGAAUGAUGAUAAUGUGGGAGAUGUGAGGGUAAAUGGAAAUGAAUUCGACAAUGAGAUGAGAGAACUUAAACAACUCAGUUUUCUAUGGAACCACGGAUCUUAUUUUCCUAGUUUACUGCUAGUUUUAUCUCUACCUGUAUGUUCACUUGCAAGAAUUUUUGUGGUAUGGAGAGUUAAGAAUCUCAGAAUCUCAAAUAUUGUUACGGUAAACAAGAAUGUAUUUCCUCUAGCAAUGAGGAUACAUAUAUAAAAGAUAUACUGAGGAGGCCUAAACGCUGAAGGAUGAAGUAAACAUGAUUAGUGAAAGUAUAGUGGGGAAAGCAAACAUGUUUACAAUUUAUAUUAGGAAGAAUGUUCAUCUUCGACAAUAAUUGAAUGGUAUU